Penicillium brasilianum is the source of this 279-nucleotide messenger RNA. The record is from the annotation of a GenBank genome assembly. Lineage: Eukaryota; Fungi; Ascomycota; Eurotiomycetes; Eurotiales; Aspergillaceae.
AUGCCGGUCAGUACUCACCACCAUGACCCUCGAACCUAUCCCAGUGCUAUCUCUCGAUCAUCUUGCCCAUACCCUCGUCGUCCGGAAUUCUUGAACCGCGCAACUAACUCGAAUUUUUCCAUCAUACAGAGCCACAAGACUUUCCGCACCAAGCAAAAGCUUGCCAAAGCUCAGAAGCAGAACCGCCCCAUCCCCCAGUGGAUUCGUCUGCGCACCGGCAACACCAUCAGAUACAACGCUAAGCGGCGACACUGGCGCAAGACCCGUCUGGGCAUCUAA